Messenger RNA from Xiphophorus hellerii (green swordtail), 3929 nucleotides. It is a transcript of the gene slc20a1b, whose product is annotated as solute carrier family 20 member 1b. The transcript is spliced from 11 exons. Gene Ontology annotation, molecular function: phosphate transmembrane transporter activity. The coding region runs from base 669 to 2786 and encodes 705 amino acids. Gene Ontology annotation, cellular component: membrane. The record is from RefSeq and is a predicted model, not a curated record. Lineage: Eukaryota; Metazoa; Chordata; Actinopteri; Cyprinodontiformes; Poeciliidae. Gene Ontology annotation, biological process: phosphate ion transmembrane transport.
GUUGUCUCGCAGAACCGGCACGAGCAAGUUUCAUACAUGCGGUAGAGAAGCCUCCAUUCAAACGGCGACCUUUCUAGAACUUUAAAAGCGUACUUAUUUCCGAUAUAGGCGUUGUCGUAGAUAUAUAUUUUUUGACGCAAUCAUUUCUUUGUUUUAGUGUAGGCAGCUUUUGAAGGGAUAUUUUUUAAUCUGUUUCAUUUUUCCUUAUCCCGCGCGCGCUAUCGCAGAGAGCCGUUUGUGAACGCGCGCGCGCGCUAAUUAGCUUACCGGCUAAAAGGAAGUAUUUUCUUCUGGACCGACUGUCGUAACUUGUGAAUGUUCCCCUGCCUACCUGCAGUCACAGUUGCACAAUGGCUGGUUGUACCCUCUGCUUGAUAACCAAGCACCACAACAGCAGCAAAAAAUCUAGUAUAAUUGCUGGAUAGCAAUAAAUCUUUUGUUAUACCUCUAGUUUACUUUAAUUAAUUUCUGGUCAGUCCCAGAUUUUUACAAGUUUGCACUGCUGAAUCUCAGUAACUCGGCUUAUAGAAAAGCUAUUUAUUUAUUAUUAUUUACAUAAUACCUCUUGAAUUUAUUGGCUGCUGUUUAAAAGUAGCCUUAUUGAAAUAGUUUGUUUUUACAUUACUUUCCCUUAAAAUUGUGAAGUAAUUCUAAUCUAGUCUACAAUCAUGGUUUCACCAACUACAGCUGCAGUUAUUUUGGCUACUGCUGCAGCAACAGUGUCAGACACUCCUAUGACAGACUACAUGUGGCUGCUGAUCGUUGGCUUCAUCAUCGCAUUUGUCUUGGCCUUUUCCGUGGGUGCGAAUGAUGUGGCAAACUCAUUUGGCACAGCUGUUGGAUCUGGGGUUGUGACCCUGCGACAGGCCUGCAUUCUGGCUACGGUGUUUGAGACUCUGGGUUCUGUCCUUCUCGGGGCAAAAGUGAGUGAAACCAUCCGCAAGGGUAUCAUCGAUGUGGGCAUGUACAAUGGCUCUGAGCAUGUGCUGAUGGCUGGAUCUGUCAGUGCCAUGUUUGGUUCUGCUGUAUGGCAGCUGGCUGCCUCUUUCCUUAAGCUCCCCAUUUCUGGAACACACUGCAUUGUUGGUGCUACAAUUGGCUUUUCGUUGGUUGCCAAAGGUCAGCAAGGAGUCAAGUGGCUUGAGCUUCUUCGUAUAGUUGCUUCCUGGUUCCUGAGUCCCCUUUUGUCUGGAAUAAUGUCGGCUGUGGUUUUCUACUUUGUGCGCAUGUUCAUCUUGCAAAAGAAAGACCCUGUGCCUAACGGCCUGAAAGCCCUGCCUGUCUUCUAUGCUGUGACCAUGGGGGUCAACCUGUUCUCCAUCUUGUUCACUGGAGCGCCGGAGCUGGGAAUUGACAAAGUCCCUUGGUGGGGCAUCCUGCUCAUCUCAUUGGCCUGUGCUCUGCUGACUGCCAUUGUGGUCUGGUUUAUUGUCUGCCCUCGCCUCAAGAAGAAGAUUGAACGAGAUAUCAAGUCUUCCAGCCCCUCGGAGAGCCCCCUGAUGGAAAAGAGAGAGCUCAAAGAGGCCCACUGUCCCAUCCUGAAGCAGACUGCCAAGGAGACGUCUACACCUGCUGCGCCAGCUGUCACUCAAAACUCCUCUGAACCUCAGCCGGUCCCUGAGGAGCGGAGGGUGGCGUUUGACAUUGGAGAGUCUGAGGAGGGGGAAACUAAUAAGGAGCGCAAGGUUGCUUUUAACAUCGGGGAUUGUGAUGACACAGAUGACUGCAGUACAAAUGCCCCAAAACAGCCUCAAACAAACGACCAGCUCCAGCACAGUAACGGCUCUGCAAAUGCUCCUAGCCAGGUCCACUUCAAUAACCAAGCUCAGUUCAACAACAGACCGGCUCAGAUCCCCAGCAAUGGUUACAGUCAGUACCACACGGUCCACAAGGACUCCGGCCUCUACAAAGACCUGCUGCACAAACUCCACCUGGCCAAGGUUGGCGACUGCAUGGGCGAGCCGGGUGACCGGCCCAUCCGAAGAAACAACAGCUACACCUCAUACACUAUGGCUAUCAUUGGCCUACACGGUGACUUCAGGCACAAAGAGGCGGACCCUCGUGUCGGCGAAGACGGCGACAAGGCCCCGGGGUCCGGCAGUCAGGAAAAGAAGCGUGUGCGCAUGGACAGUUACACCAGCUACUGCAACGCUGUAGCAGAGAACACAACUCCUGAAGGUCUGGGCGAAGGCGACGUGACACUAGAGAUAGUUAACGAGGAUGCGGGCAGCAGCCAUAGCUCUCUGGAUGACAGACACGAAGAAGACAAGCCUGAAGUAUCCACUCUGUUUCAGUUCCUCCAAAUUCUCACAGCUUGCUUUGGAUCUUUCGCCCAUGGUGGAAACGACGUGAGCAAUGCCAUUGGACCUUUGGUAGCUUUGUGGUUGGUUUACACAACGAGCAGCGUGACCUCUAACGCACCGACACCCAUUUGGCUUCUGCUGUACGGCGGCGCUGGCAUCUGCAUCGGCCUGUGGGUGUGGGGUCGCAGGGUGAUCCAGACUAUGGGCAAAGACCUCACCCCCAUCACGCCUUCAAGUGGUUUCAGCAUCGAAUUGGCCUCAGCCCUGACUGUCGUGGUUGCUUCUAACAUUGGUCUGCCUGUCUCAACCACCCAUUGCAAGGUGGGGUCGGUGGUGGCAGUGGGAUGGCUGCGUUCGAGGAAGGCUGUAGAUUGGCGCCUGUUCAGAAAUAUCUUCAUGGCGUGGUUUGUGACCGUUCCCAUCUCCGGCCUGAUCAGCGCCGCCAUCAUGGCCAUCUUCAUCUACGGCAUCUUUCAGAUUUAAAUAUCGCUUACCUCAGGCUGACGACAACGAAAGGAAAAACGUUUGAAAGGACUUGUGAUAUGUGCCUGUGGUUCAUAUUCAACUUAGCUUUUGCUAUUUGUUCCUUUCGGAUCUCCGUUGGGAGAAAUCUGUUUCAUAUCUCAUCAUUUCUGUAAAUUCUUGAUUCUUUUUAAUUUUUUUCUUUUUUUUUUUUACUUUUCCAGUGAUGUAAAUACAACCAUUUUGUGUUUUUUGUUUUUGUUUUGUUUUGACAGUAUUGGAAAUGCAGUAAUAAACCUAUCACACCUGUAAUUUAAAGUAUAACACAUGCUGAAAGUAAUGUAGAUGCAAGAGCUGUACUUUAGGAUUAAAAACAAGAUUCAUUGCUGUAUGUCUUUACUCCAGAGUAUUUAAUAAUUUUCAUAUUUUGCAUCCGACUUUGUUAUACGCCCUGAAUCCGUACGUUGCAUUUGUUCUCAUAAAAGAAUCAAAAACAAGUUCAGCUAAAGUUGGUUAAAAUGGUUUAUUCUCCAGACUCUAUUACAGUGUAAGAUAUAAUUGUAUACACUGGAUGACCACAUGCAGAUUAAUAUGGAAAAUACUGUAUGCAUUAAAGGGUCAUUUCUUGAACAAAAGAAAACAAAGCCACGUGCACAAAGCCUGAAAUUGUUCACCUCAGUUUUAGGAUGUAACAAAAUGUCCACCAGCGCGUAUAAUGUAUUCCCAAACGAGUCCUUAAGUCUCCUGUUGAAACUUGAUUGCAUCAUCCUUGAUGGUUAAUGCUUUAGGCCUGCUUUAGCCUUGUAUUUUUUAGAUCACCUUGUAAUUGCUACUUUCAGUAUGUUUUUGAUACCGUUUGCACCUUCUGAGACGGUUAGGAUACUUUAGCUAUACACAAGUUUUAAAACUGGAAGUGAACUGAUUCGAUUGGCACAGAGUUGGCCUGUUUUUCUUCAGAAUGGGGGCAAAUAUACAGUGUGUUGCAUGUGGUCACUUGACUGCAAUACUAAAUGCAUUUCAAACCUAUAGAUGCUGUAGUUGCCUUAUUUUUUUAUUUCUUUUUUUUUUUUUUUUUUAGGUACCAAAGAUUUUUUAUUUUAAAAUGCACAUCAAUCUUUUGCUCCACAAUUGUGGAUGGAAAAAUCAAUAAAAAUGGUAAAAAUA